AUGUCGGACCCAUAUGGCCAGUACCCACCUUAUAACGCUCCAGCUCCAAACCCUAGCGGCGGGGCAUUCUAUGCGCCCCAGGACGCCCCGCAUGAUUAUGGACCUCAACAACCAUAUGGGCAGCCCGGGCAGCUUGAUCAGUAUACGGGUGCCUACAGUUCCCAGCAUGAUUUGAGCCAGCAACCGCAACAGUAUCAGCGCGGGUCAUUCGAGCCACAGCCUCAGCAGCAGCCGCAGAGGGAUUUUCUGAGCCCGUCUGAUGCGCUGGGGUACCAGCAUGCGCCCGGAAACUACGAAGCUAGAGGUCGCCAGGGCAGCAACGCUGAGUAUUAG
Messenger RNA from Aspergillus thermomutatus, 333 nucleotides. RefSeq lists its product as uncharacterized. NCBI's taxonomy places the organism in Eukaryota, Fungi, Ascomycota, Eurotiomycetes, Eurotiales, Aspergillaceae. The record is from RefSeq and is a predicted model, not a curated record. Bases 1 to 333 code for a protein of 110 amino acids. The transcript has a single exon.